Orycteropus afer afer is the source of this 2366-nucleotide messenger RNA. RefSeq names its product protein kinase C theta (gene PRKCQ). Gene Ontology annotation, molecular function: diacylglycerol-dependent serine/threonine kinase activity; ATP binding. Gene Ontology annotation, biological process: protein phosphorylation. The record is from RefSeq and is a predicted model, not a curated record. NCBI's taxonomy places the organism in Eukaryota, Metazoa, Chordata, Mammalia, Tubulidentata, Orycteropodidae.
GCAGCCAUGUCACCAUUUCUUCGAAUUGGUUUGUCCAACUUUGACUGUGGGUCCUGCCAACCAUGUCAGGGAGAAGCUGUUAACCCUUACUGUGCUGUGCUUGUCAAAGAGUAUGUUGAAUCAGAGAAUGGGCAGAUGUAUGUUCAGAAAAAGCCAACCAUGUACCCACCCUGGGACAGUACUUUUGAUGCCCAUAUCAACAAGGGGAGAGUAAUGCAAAUCAUUGUGAAGGGCAAAAAUGUGGACCUGAUAUCUGAAACUACUGUAGAGCUCUACUCCCUGGCUGAGAGAUGCAGGAAGAACAAUGGGAAGACAGAAAUAUGGUUAGAACUGAAACCUCAAGGCCGAAUGCUAAUGAACGCAAGAUACUUUCUGGAAAUGAGUGACACAAAGGACAUGAGUGAAUUAGAGAGUGAAGGCUUCUUUGCUUUGCAUCACCGCCGAGGAGCCAUCAAGCAGGCCAAAGUCCACCAUGUCAAGUGUCAUGAGUUCACUGCCACCUUUUUCCCACAACCCACUUUUUGCUCCGUUUGCCAUGAGUUUGUCUGGGGUCUGAACAAACAGGGCUACCAGUGCCGACAAUGCAAUGCAGCAAUUCACAAGAAGUGUAUUGAUAAAGUUAUAGCUAAGUGCACAGGAUCAGCUAUCAAUAGUCGAGAAACCAUGUUUCACAAGGAGCGGUUCAAAAUUGACAUGCCACAUCGAUUUAAAGUCUACAAUUACAAGAGCCCGACUUUCUGUGAGCACUGUGGGACUCUGCUGUGGGGACUGGCAAGACAAGGACAGAAGUGUGAUGCAUGUGGAAUGAAUGUACAUCACAGAUGCCAGGCAAAAGUGGCCAACCUUUGUGGCAUAAACCAGAAGCUAAUGGCUGAAGCCCUGGCAAUGAUUGAAAGCACUCAACAGGCUCGCUGCUUAAGAGACACUGAGCAUAUCUGCAGAGAAGGUCCAGUUGAAAUUGGUCUCCCACACUCCAUGAAAGAUGAAACAAGGUUGCCACAAUUACCAGCACCGGGGAAAAGAGAGCAUCAAGGAAUCUCCUGGGAUUCUCCAAUGGAUGAGGGGGAUAAAGUGUGCCAACUUCCAGAACCUGAACUGAACAUAGAAAGACCAUCUCUACAUAUGAAACUGAAAAUUGAGGAUUUUAUCUUACACAAAAUGUUGGGGAAAGGAAGUUUUGGCAAGGUCUUCCUAGCAGAGUUCAAGAAAACCAAUCAAUUUUUUGCAGUAAAAGCCUUAAAGAAAGAUGUGGUCUUGAUGGACGACGAUGUGGAGUGUACAAUGGUAGAGAAGAGAGUCCUCUCAUUGGCCUGGGAGCAUCCAUUUUUAACGCACAUGUUUUGUACAUUCCAGACCAAGGAAAACCUCUUCUUUGUAAUGGAAUAUCUCAACGGAGGAGACUUAAUGUACCACAUCCAAAUCUGCCACAAGUUUGAUCUUUGCAGAGCUACGUUUUAUGCUGCUGAAAUUAUUCUUGGUCUGCAGUUCCUUCAUUCCAAAGGAGUUGUAUACAGGGACCUGAAGCUAGAUAAUAUCCUGUUAGACAAGGAUGGUCACAUCAAAAUAGCAGACUUUGGAAUGUGCAAGGAGAACAUGUUAGGGGACGCAAGGACAAAUACUUUCUGCGGAACUCCUGACUACAUUGCGCCAGAGAUCUUGCUAGGUCAGAAAUACAACCAUUCUGUUGAUUGGUGGUCCUUUGGUGUUCUCCUUUAUGAAAUGCUCAUCGGUCAGUCACCUUUUCAUGGGCAAGAUGAAGAAGAGCUCUUCCACUCCAUCCGCAUGGACAAUCCCUUCUACCCACGAUGGCUUGAGAAGGAAGCCAAAGACAUUUUAGUGAAGCUCUUUGUGAGAGAACCAGAAAAGAGACUGGGAGUGAGGGGAGACAUCCGCCAGCAUCCUUUGUUUCAGGAGAUCAAUUGGGAAGAACUUGAAAGAAAGGAGAUUGAACCACCUUUCAAGCCUAAAGUGAAAUCACCAUAUGACUGCAGCAAUUUCGAUAAAGAAUUCCUGAAUGAGAAACCUCGGCUGUCAUUCGCUGACAGAGCACUCAUCAACAGUAUGGACCAGAACAUGUUCAGAAACUUUUCCUUCAUUAACCCAGGGAUGGAGAGGCUGAUAUCCUGAAUCCCUCCUCUCCAGAGACACAAAGGAACUUGCCUUCUCUCUGUGAACUUGUUCAAGCAACAUUUCUGGGGUUCCUUUUUCAACUUGGAGAAGAUAAGAAACACUCAUCAAUAAAGGCUGAGACCUUUUAGCUCCUCAUGUGACUUUUUAUCUGUAGCAGAAACCAACGGCCACUAAUGACAAAGCCCUUUGGUUUAUCUCCUGCCAUCUCUCACAGAUGCUCUUGAAGUUAGAUCGUU